Balaenoptera ricei (Rice's whale) is the source of this 5770-nucleotide messenger RNA. It is a transcript of the gene COL4A4, whose product is annotated as collagen type IV alpha 4 chain. Gene Ontology annotation, molecular function: extracellular matrix structural constituent. Gene Ontology annotation, cellular component: collagen trimer. Lineage: Eukaryota; Metazoa; Chordata; Mammalia; Artiodactyla; Balaenopteridae. Bases 407 to 5458 code for a protein of 1683 amino acids. The record is from RefSeq and is a predicted model, not a curated record. The transcript has 48 exons.
CGACGUGGAGGCGGCGGAGCACGGUGGAGGGAGUGGCCAGCGGCCCUGCUCAGAUUAAGCAGGAGGCGCGCCGGCCGUCUGCACUCGCGCGGCCCCGCUCGCUCCGGCUCCCGGCCGCUGCCGUCUCGCCUCUUUCCCCUUCUCAACGCGUCUCCAAUCCGGCAGCCGCCGGACCCGGCGGUGAGAGCGUGGGGAAGAGGCAGCCGAGCCGCCCGCGGAAUUUGGCGCGGCGGGAAGUGCGCGCCGCGCGGGCGGGCGCAGAGGUGGCUCCCGGGGCGGCGGGCGUCCCCACGAGACUUUAAACCCAGGACAUAGAACCUCACUUGUAGAUGAGAGUCUUCUGGAAGAGAAGAGUGGCAGAAUUUUUUUUAAGUACCAAGAUUUGACUAUGAAGUAAUUCGUGCACAUGGCAUUGGUAAGGCGCUCUUUCAGGUGGAUCAAGCCCUUGGCCACAGAUUCCUGGUCGCUCGUACUUAUUCUCUUUUCUGUACAACAUGCGUACGGGGGUGGAAAGAAGUUUACUGGUCCCUGCGGAGGAAGAGAUUGCUCUCUUUGCCAGUGCUUUCCUGAAAAGGGGUCUCGGGGUCAGCCAGGACCACCAGGGCCACAGGGUCGUAUUGGACCCCUGGGGCCACCAGGACCCAUUGGAAUUCCAGGAGAGAAAGGGAUGAGAGGUGACAGUGGCCUUCCUGGAGCAGCAGGUGACAAGGGUGAUAAGGGUCCAACCGGUGUUCCUGGAUUCCCAGGUUUGGAUGGGAUACCUGGGCACCCAGGGCCUCCUGGAUCCAGAGGCAAAUCUGGCAUAGAUGGCUACAAUGGCUCAAGAGGUGCUCCAGGGUUUCCAGGAGAAAGAGGAGCUCUUGGCUCACAAGGCUCCCCAGGCCUUCUUGGGAAAAAAGGAGAAAAAGGAAAUUCAGUGUUCAUUUUAGGUGUCAUUAAAGGUAUUCAGGGUGACAGAGGGGACCCAGGACCUCCCGGCUUACCAGGCUCAAGGGGAGCGAGAGGGCCAGCAGGCCCAGUGGGAUACCCGGGAGAGCCAGGGUUAGCAGGACCUCCAGGCCCUCCUGGGAGUCCAGGGUUGAAGGGUAAUCCUGGCGUGGGAGUAAAGGGGCAAAUGGGAGACCCGGGUGAGGUUGGCCAACAGGGUUCUCCAGGACCCACCCUUCUGGUGCAGCCCCCUGAUUCUGGUCUCUAUAAAGGAGAAAAGGGUAUUAAAGGAACGCCUGGAAUCAUUGGACCUCCCGGACCACCAGGACCCAAGGGGGAACCCGGUAUUGGGACAAAAGGCGAGAAAGGUAUUCCUGGGUUUCCAGGACCUCGGGGGGACCCUGGCUUCUAUGGAUCUCCAGGUUUUCCAGGAUUAAAGGGCGAACCAGGAGCGUUUGGAGAUCCUGGGCCGUUUGGAUUUCUUGGUCCAAAGGGAGAUCCUGGAGACCACGGGCACCCAGGACCACCAGGGGUUUUGGCAACUCCAGCUCUUCCACUCAAAGGGCCUCCAGGGGAUCCAGGGCACCCUGGCCGCUAUGGAGAAACGGGGACUGUUGGACCACCAGGUCCCCCUGGUCCCCCUGGUAGACCAGGGGAAGUCUGUGCAGGCAUGAUGGGACCCCCUGGGCCACGAGGGUUUUCUGGUCAUCCAGGAUUUCCAGGGGCAGCUGGUGUUCCUGGGAGAGCUGAUUCUGCUCCAGGAAAACCAGGCAACCAGGGACCACCCGGCUUGCCUGGAGUGCCAGGGUUGCCGGGACCUCCAGGAUCAGAUGUUGUAUAUUGUAGUGCUGGGCCUCCUGGACCACAAGGAAUAAAAGGCAAAGUGGGUCCUCCAGGAAGAAGAGGCUCAAAAGGAGAAAAAGGAAGCACAGGGCUCUGUGCCUGCCAGCCUUGUCCCUCAGGCCCACCUGGCCCUCCAGGACUUCCUGGGAGGCAAGGGAGUAAAGGAGACUUGGGACUCCCUGGGCGGCUUGGAGAAAAAGGUUACCCAGGCCUUCCUGGUGCCAGAGGAUCUCCAGGGCCACCAGGAAAACCUGGUACCUCAGGACCACCUGGCAGCAAAGGAGAAAAAGGUGACCUGGUUGUAUCAAGAGUGAAAGGGCACAAAGGAGAAAGAGGUCCUGAUGGGCCCCCAGGAUUUCCAGGGCAGCAGGGACAACACGGUCAAGAUGGAUAUGCUGGAGAAAAAGGGGACCCAGGACCGCUGGGAGAUCAAGAAGAUGCAGCCCCAGGUGAUAAAGGGCCUCCUGGACCACCAGGCCCCCCGGGCAGAGCAGGACCUAGGGGGCCUCCAGGACUGGGAUUUCCUGGUCCACCAGGAGAGAGGGGGCAACCAGGAGCUCCAGGCUGCCCAGGCAAGAGGGGCCCUGAUGGCUGGAAGGGUCAGAAAGGUGAUACAAUUCCUUGUAACGUAACCUACCCUGGGAGGCCAGGCCUGCCAGGUUUUGAUGGACCUCCAGGUCCGAAGGGAUUUCCAGGUCGUCGGGGAGCUCCUGGGUUGAGGUGUUUGGAUGGGGAAAAGGGUCAACGUGGCAAACCAGGAAUCUCAGAAAUCCCUGGUCCACCUGGUUUUCAUGGUGAUAUGGGAGAUCCAGGUUUUGGAGGUGAAAAGGGGUCCUCCCUUGUCGGGCCCCCAGGCUCUCCAGGUUCACCUGGAGUGAAUGGUCAGAAAGGACCUCCGGGAGACUCUGCUAUUGGCUACCCAGGACCCCCAGGAAAGAGGGGUCUUUUAGGAGUACCAGGGUCAAAAGGACUCAGAGGUGAUCCCGGACGACCGGGGGCUGCAGGGCCAGCUGGCAUGCCCGGAUUCCCGGGUCUCAAAGGUCCCAAAGGGAGAGAGGGAAGUGCCGGGUUUCCAGGGAUCCCAGGUCCACCCGGCCAUUCCUGUGAAAGAGGCGCUCCAGGGAGACCAGGGCCACCAGGGCUCCCUGGAGCUCCAGGAAGUCCAGGUGCCCCAGGUUGGAAAGGACAACAAGGGGACAUGGGGCCUCCUGGACCCGCUGGAAUGAAGGGCCUCCCCGGAUUCCCAGGAUGGCCAGGGGCAGAUGGACCCCCAGGGCCCCCGGGAGUCCCAGGCCCCGUUGGGGAUGAUGCGCUACCUGGUCUUCCAGGCCCAAAGGGACCCCAGGGGCUGCCCGGCUUCCUGGGUUUUCCGGGAGAGAGAGGAAAACCUGGCCCAGACGGACACCCUGGCAGAAAGGGAGAACCCGGAGAAAAGGGUUGGCCCGGCUCCCAGGGAGACCGAGGAGCGAAAGGUGACAAAGGAGCAAGAGGACCCCCAGGAUAUGAAGGAGAAAUGGAUAUUGUUUCUAAAAAGGGGGAAACCGGGGAACCUGGACCUCCUGGAGAUGGUGGAUUCCCAGGAGAAGAAGGUGAUAAAGGCCAUCCUGGGAUACAAGGCAAGAAAGGAGAGCCGGGAAGCUGUGGACCACCUGGAUUUCACAGGGGGGAGCCCGGGAGGAAUGGGCAGCCAGGCCUUCCUGGACCCCCAGGCCCUCCAGGCUCACCUGGGCUGAGAGGGCUCAUUGGCUUUCCGGGAUUUCCAGGUGACCAGGGUGAGCCAGGUUCUCCAGGGCCCCCUGGACUUUCAGGACUUGACGGUACAAGAGGACCUAAAGGGUACAAAGGGGAACCUGCAAGUCAGUUUGGCCUACCUGGUCCAAAGGGUGAGCCAGGGAGCCCUGGAUAUCCAGGACAUUUGGGAGCACCUGGAGAGCAGGGCUUGCCCGGUGUUCAAGGACCUGGAGGACCACCGGGAAGGCCAGGACCGCCUGGCUCCUCUGGACCAGCGGGGUGUCCAGGUAAUCCUGGGCUGCAGGGCCAUCCAGGAGAAAUGGGGGAUCCUGGGCCAAGAGGCCUCGUGGGGGAUCCAGGGGCACCAGGGCUUCCGGGAAUAAAAGGUCCCUCCGGGUCGCCCGGCCUGAACGGCUUGCACGGUUUAAAGGGUCAGAAAGGCAGCAGAGGCACUUCAGGUUCCCAUGAAACGGGCCCACCUGGUCCAGUGGGAAUGCCCGGGCCAAAAGGCGAGACAGGAGACCCCGGGAGCCCAGGAAUUUCUCCUCCAGGACUUUUUGGAGACAAAGGUCCCCCAGGUCCCCCAGGGAGACCUGGACCGCCUGGUCCUGCAGGUGCCCCAGGAAGAGCUCUUAAGGGUGACAUUCCGGACCCGGGUCUGCCUGGAGAUCAGGGACCUCCUGGCCCCGAUGGUCCAAGAGGAAUACCCGGGCCUCCAGGGCUCCCUGGGAUUGUUGAGCUUCUGAAAGGUGAACCAGGUGACUGUGGUCUGCCGGGGCCUCCAGGUCCCCCAGGCCCACCAGGCCCUCCAGGACGCAAAGGCUUCCCAGGAUGUGAUGGAAAAGAUGGCCAGAAAGGACCAAUGGGAUUCCCGGGGCUGCAGGGGCCACCUGGAACUCCUGGGCCACCUGGAGAGAAGGGUUUACCUGGACCUCCAGGUAGACAGGGGCCCUCGGGUCCUCCAGGUUCCAGAGGUGAACCUGGGCCCCCUGCAGACUUGGAUGCUUGCCCCCGAAUCCCGGGGCUUCCUGGGGUACCAGGCCCAAGAGGACCAGAAGGAGCCAUGGGGCUCCCUGGAAUGAGGGGCCCCCCAGGACCAGGGUGCAAAGGAGAGCCCGGGCCGGAUGGCAGGAGAGGCGAGGAUGGCCUUCCAGGGUCCCCUGGGCCUCCGGGACGCAAAGGUGACAUGGGAGAAGCGGGCUGUCCAGGAGUACCAGGCCCUCCUGGGCCCGUGGGGGACCCUGGGCCCAAAGGGUUUGGCCCUGGAUACCUCAGUGGCUUCCUCCUGGUUCUCCACAGUCAGACAGAUGGAGAACCCACCUGCCCCGCGGGCAUGCCCAGGCUCUGGACCGGGUAUAGUCUGUUAUACCUGGAAGGACAAGAGAAAGCUCACAAUCAAGACCUUGGUCUGGCGGGCUCCUGCCUCCGCAUGUUCAGCACGCUGCCCUUCGCCCACUGCAACGUCCACCAAGUGUGCCAGUACGCCCGGAGGAACGACAGGUCCUAUUGGCUGGCGGGCACCGCGCCGUUGCCCAUGACGCCGCUCUCGGAGGAGGAGAUCCGCCCGUACAUCAGCCGCUGCGCCGUGUGCGAGGCCCCCGCGCCAGCCGUGGCCGUGCACAGUCAGGACCAGACCAUCCCGCCGUGUCCGCGGGCCUGGCGGGGCCUCUGGAUUGGGUACUCUUUCCUGAUGCACACAGGCGCUGGGGACCAAGGAGGCGGCCAGGCCCUCAUGUCACCCGGCAGCUGCCUGGAGGAUUUCAGAGCUGCACCGUUCCUUGAAUGCCAAGGACGGCAGGGAACUUGCCACUUUUUUGCAAAUGAGUAUAGCUUCUGGCUGACAACUGUGAGACCUGACGUGCAGUUUUCCUCCGCACCCUCACCGGACACCUUGAAAGAAAGCCAAGCCCAGCGCCAGAAAAUCAGCAGGUGCCAGGUCUGUGUGAAGCAUAGCUAGAGAACCCACCGCUUGUCAUCAGGCCACCAAGAGAAACUUGCUAGGAGACUAAGGCAUCCUAGGCUGUGCUGAGAGAUUCAGUGGUGCUCAUCUUGGACUCCUGGUUUAGCUGUUCCUUCUGUUUCGAUGUGGUUAUUCCCACAGUACUGCAAUCCCUUCCUCUGUUUGGGACAGACUAAGCAAACGCUACACGUAUGGAUUUGUUUGGACCUACCAACCUAGAUGAAACCCAGAUAUUCUUAGCUGGCUUUAUUUAAAAGUAUGCUAAUUCAGGGGAAGGCAAAUAGAUGAUAAAGGCCAGAUUACAAAUUA